Molecule: messenger RNA, 2487 nt
Organism: Diorhabda carinulata
Lineage: Eukaryota; Metazoa; Arthropoda; Insecta; Coleoptera; Chrysomelidae
Exons: 4
Coding region: 1943-2467 (174 amino acids)
Source: RefSeq, a predicted model, not a curated record
ACUGCAAACAAAUUUCAACGAAAAAAUAAUUUUUAGAGAUAUUCCUAGUCUAAUAAAACGUUACCUGUAAUACGAACACAAUUUCCAUUGUACUACAUAGGACGCAAGAUCGGGGAUUUGAUUGUAAUAGUCGCUUUUGCGUACGAUGCGCCCUAUCCGUCUCGCUUUUUUUGGGGGGUGUUUGUAUCUCUCUCAUACUCGCAGAUGUAUUGAAACUCGAACGUGUGUAGCUGCCGUUCGUUGUUUCUGGUCACGGUCGCUUGCGGUAGAGGCCCACAGCCACAACAUAUCAUCCAAAGAUAAAAACAAAUAUAGGACCGAAUACACUCGAGAAUCGUAAUAAUGAUCGUUUUGAAUAUAACGUAUGCAUAAAUUUAACGAAAAAGUUAUAUAUCACUAUAAAAUAAAAUUAUUAAUGAUUACAAGCGUAAACUAGAAAUUAAAUCACACGAUCUCGAAAUGAGACAUUUUAUACAACGUUGCCAACUAUUUUAAUGUAUAAGAAGAUAUACUUCAAUUUUGUAAAAUUGUGUAUAUUUCAGACUUAAACUAAAAACUUGAUAUAAAAGUUGCUAAACAUCGUUUAAUGUUGAAGAAAUAAGUUAAUAGUCCAGGGCAGUACUUUGAAAAAAUAUUAUUCUCAGUUUAUAUCUCUUAUUUUAUUAAAUGGUUCGUUUUUGUCAAAUUUGAUGCUUAAGAUACUUUCAACGCACAACGCAAUCACCUAAAUAAAAAAAUCUCAGCAAUUUUACUAAUUUUUAAAAAUGAAUUUUCAAAUAUUAGCGUGGUAUAUAAAAAAAAUAUGAUACCUAAAGUGUAUUUAUCUAUAUAAGAAAAAUAGUAAAACGAAACAAUGAUCAGUGCGUGAUCAGCACGUGAGCAUCACGGCGAAACGCGUGGCGGCAUCGUUAUCUGUCCAAAUUAGUGACUCGUGGGAGGGGCCAUCAACGUAUCAAUCUCAAAUUUGUCACUACAUUGAAAAAAAACUCCGACUGAGUGCUGUAAAUUGUUGGUAAGAGAUCUAUGGGGACAUUUCUCUAUCUCGUGCGCGUGUUUUUGAAUGGUGUAAGCGCUUUAGUGAGGUCCUAGAGAGCAAAUCAAAAAUCGAGGCAAUUUUGGUCUUACUAUUUGUCAGUUUUGGCAACACUGCGAAAACGAGAACGGCAUCACUCCAGUACUCGAUCACCCGCUGUAUUCGCCCGAUUUGGCACCGUGCGAUUUUUUUUUGUAUUUUCGAAGAAUCGUAGUGAAAUUUUUUGUAUUUGCACUUAUGAAUAUUAAUAAAAAUAAAUUGUAAGAAAAUGAUGAUUCAAACCUCACGUUUACAUUGUACAUUUUUGUAAUAAUAACUGUGCAUAAUUAUUCAUAAUUUAUAUUAUUAAUCUGAUGUAUGAAAUUGCAAAAUAUUUCUUAAGUGCGAAGUACGGUCCUGUUACAUGCUCGGCUUUGGCGUUUAUUAACCCUGAUCACGUGCACUAUGCGUGAAGUUUCUUACAUAUUAAUUUCCUGCAAAUUUUCAUUUUCAUUUUGUUGAUAAUAAUAAUAAAAAUAUUGAGAAGAAAUUGUUAAAAGCAUCCUACCAAAUGUUGAAAUUCGUCUGUGUGAAAAUAGGAAUAUUCACUAAUAAUCUUGGCAACGCUGUAUUAAGUAGAGAAUCUUCAGCCGAAAGUCACCCAAGGUGAGUUGAAAUUAUAUUUCAAAUUAUUUGAAUAAAAUAAAAACAAGGCGAUUCAAUUGAAUUUAUUGUAUGUAAAAUACCUCAAAAAAAUUUAAUAAUCAUUUUAUAAAUCUUACUUAAAAUAAUUGACAGUUACGUCAAUUCGUUGUCAUAAUUAUUUUCUAAAUUAUCAAAUGAGGAAUCGUUGAAGAUAAGAAAAUUAUAAAAUUGAAAUACGUAAAUCAUGGAUAUAAUUCGUAAAACAAGAGUUAAAUAAACUUACUUAUGUCACAAUUAAAGAAGAAAAUUAAAGUAAGGAAAAGCUCCCUUGAAACAGAUAAAGAUAUCGAUGAUGAUUAUUACAUUCCACUCGCAGCACAAGAUUCAAAAUGGAAAGGAAUAACUUUUAAAGAGCAGCAAAAUAAUAAUAUCGAACAUUUACAAGGUUCUGUGGAAGAAGAAUGUGUAAUUAAAUUAAUAGAUUUGGAAUCGUUGAGCCCAAUGACGCCGUUAUUACUUUUAUUUCCCGAUUUAAGACACGAAGGAGCCCUGGAACAUUUAACGAUGGUAUCCCAAAAAUCGACAUCUUCAUUAACCAAACUACUUUGUGGCAAAAGGGCGAAAUUAGAAUUAUUACGUCAAAGUAAAAAAUUGAAACAAGGGACAACGCUAGAAACAGUCAAAGAAACAAGUGAUAUCGAUUGGAAAGAAUCGAAAGCUUCAGUGCUCGAAUCGAUAAAAAUUGAGGUUACUGAUUCUGAUCCAUAUUUAGUAGAUGAUAAAGAAACAGAAUCAUCCGAACCGAAUUAAACAUUAACAGUUCUUAAAAA